GCGACGGCGAAGGCGAUGGCGGGGGCCGCGGACGGCGCCGCGUCCGCCACGGCGGCGGGCGCACGCGCGCGGGGCGGUCUCCGCGGGUGGUGCAUUAGCAGGCCGCGGUGUGGUGGGGGGAAAGGAGGGAAGGAGGGGGAUGGCAGGGUGGCAGUCCAGGGCGCGGCGGCACUCAGAACGUGGAGGUGGGCCUACUCGUCCACGCCCGCGUCGGCGCUCCUCGGGCCCGCUGCGGCAGCCCACGAGGUGCUCGAGGAGGCGACGGCCUCCACCGCCAGCUGGCGGGCCGACCUGCGCUGAGCGCUGCGGCGUCUCGCGCGCCGACCACCUCGGCGCCUCGCGCGGCGAG
Prorocentrum cordatum is the source of this 349-nucleotide messenger RNA. Lineage: Eukaryota; Dinophyceae; Prorocentrales; Prorocentraceae. The record is from the annotation of a GenBank genome assembly.